CCCAGGUAUAAAUUCAGUACCGAUACACCAAGAUUGUAAGCUAAGGUCAGAAAAUUAGUUAGAAGAUGAAGUUGAAUUAUAGUCAGGGAGAAGAGGGACUUGAGUUAUAGAGCUUGUGCGUCUCUGUAUGGCAGUAAGUACUCUCUGCUUACUCUGAGAUCAGUUAUUAUCAUUGUCCCUUAGCGAGUCACUCGACCGUAUUCUGGCAAAGGCUUUGAAAGAUCGAGCUCAUAUCUGAAGGCACUAUAGAGGGAGAAAAGUAAGAGUUGAGAAGUGAGCGUAAUAUAUUGUGAGCCACCCAUAAGAUAAUCAAGUGAAGGGAGAGGCGUAGGCUGUCUUUUAUAAAAUGGGUCAUUCUAGAUUUCCUGCUCCACAGUCAGUUUGGGUUAUGGUUUGCCUCUAUAGUUUCCUCUUCUUUGUUCAAGUUGCUUGGGCAGAGAAACGAGGUGGGUUCCAUUAUCAUGCACUGGAUAUCACAGCUCGGCUUAGAGAAGUGAGUUCCCCCCCGCUGGAACUAUAUAAGACCUGUGAAAAAGAAGAAGAAGUGGGUAAAAAUCCAUGGAGGCUGCAAAUUUUCCAUAGAGAUAGUCUACUGGGGGGAAACGUGAGCUAUGAGCAGAGGUUUAGAGAGAGGCUAGAAAGGGAAUCCCGCCGGGUGAAGGCGCUCAAUAGGCGGGUAGAAAUAAGCUUGAAGGGAAAGAAGAAUGAAAGAAUGGUAGAGCACAAGGCCAAGAUUGAGGAUUUCGGAGCCGAGGUGAUGUCCGGCAUGAUGGUGAACAGUGGGGAGUACUUUACCCGCAUAGGCGUGGGAACGCCGGCGAAGGAGCAGUACCUGGUGUUGGACACGGGUAGCGACGUAGUGUGGGUGCAGUGCCAGCCAUGCAAAGAUUGCUACGACCAGACCGACCCUGUCUUCGAUCCCUCCUCCUCGGCCUCCUUCACCUCGGUCUCAUGCGGUUCAGCGGUCUGCAGUGAGCUGGAGGAGUCCGACUGCAACAGCCGCGGGUGUGUGUAUCAGGUAGCUUAUGGAGAUGGGUCUCACUCCAUCGGGAGCUUCGCUACGGAGACGCUCACAUUCGGGAACACGAGAGUUCAGAACGUAGCAAUCGGGUGUGGGCAUGAUAACCAGGGCUUGUUUGUGGGCGCCGCCGGGUUGAUUGGUCUCGGGGCGGGGGCCUUGUCGUUCCCUUCUCAGCUCGGGUCAUAUGGUACCAAGUUUUCCUACUGCCUCGUCGACCGUUCAUCCCAAUCCUCGGGAGUAGUCGACUUCGGUCCUGGCUCGGUUUCACCUGUUGGGUCCGUCUUCGUUCCGCUUCUCCGAAACCCACGAUUCAGUACGUUUUACUAUGUUCCACUGACGGCCAUCAGCGUCGGCGGGUUGCUCGUUUCUCUUCCGCAGAGGGUGUUUGAGUUCGACGUGACGGGUGAGGGAGGCGUGAUAGUGGAUUCGGGCACGGCCGUCACGCGGCUGCAGAGCGAUGCUUACGAAGCCGUUCGUGAUGCCUUCGUGGUGAGCACCCAACAUCUUCCCCGAGCCGAAGCGAUGUCCAUGUUGGACACAUGUUAUGACUUCUCUGGCCUCCAAACUGUCAGUGUUCCCACCUUGAGUUUUCAUUUUCUCAAUGGGGCCGUUUUGACUCUCCCGGCUGGAAACUAUCUUACUCCUGUUGAUAUCGUGGGGACAUUUUGCCUGGCUUUUGCACCCACUGCGGGUAGCCUGUCUAUCAUAGGCAAUAUUCAGCAGCAAGGUGUUCGAGUGUCUAUUGAUUCUGUCAACUCUCUCGUUGGCUUCGGUAUGAACCAGUGCUAGUUUGUUUGAGGAUAGAGAGGCUUUAACCAAGGAUUAGUUCUGCAACUUAGAGUCCUCUGAUUCGGCGUUUUGUCGCUGUCCGUUGUGUUUGGCAUGUAUUAUAAACUAUUAUUAUAAUUAUUGUAUGACGUAACAUGUUUUUCUCAG
Molecule: messenger RNA, 1957 nt
Organism: Cryptomeria japonica (Japanese cedar)
Lineage: Eukaryota; Viridiplantae; Streptophyta; Pinopsida; Cupressales; Cupressaceae
Product: protein ASPARTIC PROTEASE IN GUARD CELL 2
Exons: 1
Coding region: 347-1810 (487 amino acids)
Biological process (GO): proteolysis
Molecular function (GO): aspartic-type endopeptidase activity
Source: RefSeq, a predicted model, not a curated record